This is a messenger RNA of Cladocopium goreaui, 1590 nucleotides long. Lineage: Eukaryota; Dinophyceae; Suessiales; Symbiodiniaceae. The record is from the annotation of a GenBank genome assembly.
AUGACUUCGGCUAAACAGUACAUAUUCAUUUCGAGGGUUUUGUUCAUCUAUGAGGUGGCCAAGCGCAAAGCAGGCAAGGCUCAGAUCCUUCGAAUUUCUCCUAGUGAUUGGGAUGUUGAAGCUGACAUUUGUUGCUUUGCAGCUGAUGUCAUGGAGUCAAUGAGGGUGGCUCGGGAUGAAAACAACAUGCAGAUCUUUGCAACAGACCUUCUGACGACAUUGUUGAACAACUUCCUUGAGGGGGACUACCACGAAGAGUUCAAGCCGAUUGUGGAGUGCCGAGACCCCAUGUAUAAGCCUCACCAUACCACCCUAUGGACAGAGAACGUGACCAAGAAUGGCAACACACCAGGAAACCAACUGAUCCAAGCUGAUCAAAAAAUUGAAACCAUUCAGGUGACCCAGAACAAGCUCCAAUUCGACGCUGACGCCUUGACGCUUGCACGAGACGCUUCUCUGCUGGCAAACCUGUACAAGCAGCAGAUGAAAAGCGAGCGGGCUCAAAGGCUUGCGAAGGUCAUGCAUAUCAAGCAGCAGAACCAGAUUGGGUCAGGGAUUGUUGUUCAAUACAUGGAAAAGAACAGCAAGCAUGUGUCUGGCCCAAUGCUUGAUCUUGCAUUAGCGCUCGACAAGGCCAUUGACUGCGCAGUGCGAGAUGAUUCUGCUAUGGUGGUUUGGGUCGACUACAUGAAAUAUGGGGUGCUGAGCAAGGAUGAACUCAACAACACAGUUUCGUUGGUCCACAAGGCCCUCAGUCGCCUUCCCGAUGCAGCUGUUGGGUUCGUCAUUGGGCCCAAUUGUUCAUCUGACCGGCGGGGCGGCAUGCGAGAAGAGCUUAGGGAUGGCAAUGUCUGGUGGCAGUCUCAGCUUCAGCAAGACAAGGCGCUGUCAGUGCCUCAAGAGCAAGCUCAACUUCUUUGUGGCAAGGACCUCCCAGAGAGAUUGCUGGCAGCUUUGCUGACAGGCACCAAGGUUGGGAAGUCGGUCAUGGUGGUCAACCUGUCUCCCUAUGAUGCCUGGUUAGAGCGUGCUUGCAUGGAAUGGUCAAUUGGGAAUCCUGAUCGCGAGAUCAAAUCUCUCAGCCUGGGCUUCAGCUUAGCUACAGUCUCCUACUCGGAGAAACUAUGUGCCAUGCAUCUCUUGGAGGUCCGAGCUCUUCAUCUCAGUGAUCCUUUGAAUGCCCCAGCCUGGAAGGAUCUCAUCACGGACUUUGACAAGAAGUUUUGUGGGAACAUGGUCACCCAAUCGACAGCCCUGGUGGCAUCAGAGGAGGAUGGGGAUGAGGUGAGUAAGGAACCUGAGCCCUGGGUGUCAGAGCCAAAGUUGCUGUCUGCCUUGAUGGAUGAGUACAUCAUCGAAAACAAGUUCCCAGGGCGUGCCCCUGGCACAUCAUUGUAUGUUGUUCAGGCACGCAAAAGGAAUGGAGAAACCACUGAAUGCUUGGAAGGGCAACACUUGAAGCUUUUCCUGGUUGCACACCAGGAUGUCGACGUUGACGACAACCAAUUCCAGAUUUGCCAUGGUAAGAGCACUUUCUUGAAACCAGAGAAGGUGGCCAAGAUGCAACGUGAACAUACUGGAUCAGGCUAG